GGAGAACCAUUUCUGUUCAAAUCAUAUAACUUUAAAUAUCCUUAUGAAAAUCAAUCACUACGUAGUUGACGCACGCAUGCCGCGUGCAUUACACCUUUAUUUAUAUUUAUUUAUUAAUUAUUAUUAUAGUAUUUAUUUAAUUUUAAAUUAAGUAUAAAAACAUCUGAAAAGUUAUUUUUAGUGUCAUUUUGUUAAUCAUAGCAAUAAAGAUGUAUCGUACGGAAGUGUUCACCUUUCUAUUGUUUUUGGAUUUUGGAUUUGCUUUCAUCAACGUGGCCGACGUAGAAUGCGGUGUGGACCAGGCUCGGCGAGCGAGAAUAGUAGGCGGGGAAGACAGCCUACCCUCAGAGUUCCCCUGGGCAGCCAGCUUGUGGAGACAGGGCGCUCAUCAGUGCGGCGCCACUGUACUCAACGAUAAGUGGCUGUUGACAGCGGGUCAUUGUGUUUGCAGUGCUUUCGAUGAAUUCUACAAACCAAAACAACUGACAAUCGUUGUGGGCCAUACAGAUAUAUCGUCAAAGAAGAACGAAGCCAAACAACUUUCCAAAAUUAUACCCCAUCCAGACUACAGGUGUAACAAAAAAACAAAUGACGUGGCUCUCCUCAAGACAGCGACACAGCUGACGUGGAACGAAGAGCUUCGACCAGCUUGCCUGCCGCAGCCGAAGGCGGAGGACUUCAGCGGGAAUGUGGCUACGGUUGCAGGAUGGGGAUUCACUAGUGAGGACAGAGCCAAAGGAAUAAGACCAGAUGUUCUGCAGAAGACAAGCGUAAUGGUAGUAACUAACGAGGAAUGUAACAAUUGGUACAAAUCACAAGGCAGCAAGAUCAGCGUUGUACCUACACAAAUGUGCGCCGGUCACGAAGAUGGAGGCAGAGAUUCUUGCUGGGCUGACAGCGGUGGUCCUCUUAUGAUCCGCGAGGACAAACGCCACUCCAUGGUCGUCGGAGUAGUCUCCACUGGCAGCGGCUGCGCAAGAGUCAGAAUGCCAGGAGUUUACACGCGCGUCUCCAGAUACACAGAGUGGAUCAUCAACAUUAUCAACUCUGAUAACACUAGGUCCGGCUUGAACUGGUACCCACGCUCUGGUUAGAAAGAAAUUCCUAAUUGCUCCCAAAAUACUUGAAAACCUUUGUGGGUCUCAAUAAGAAUAUGUAAAUUAUAAGUGUGUACAUAGAUCAGCCUAUAUCAAACAAAGUUCGGUAUUUUAAACAAUCAAAAGUUUAUACUCAAGACAUUGUAUAUUAAUUACAUGUCACUCAUCUUGAUUAUGCCAUCAAGAUAAUAACAACGAAUGAAGAUGGAUCACGUCGUCACUGUCUUUUCGUUUAAAAUCUCCUUUAUGUAAGGUCUACUGAAUUUUGUUGUGUAUAAAUUAACAACAUAUCUUUAACUUUUAAUGGGUUAUCGCAAUGAUGAACAGUGUUUAUAUUAUAAUUAUGAGACGGUCGGUUAAAGUAAUAAAAUUAAAUGGUAACAAAUCAAUUUUAUAUUGUAGAUAUGUAACAUCAAACAAAGAAACAAACUGUGAUAUUAUUUAGUAAGAUGUGAUAUAAACAUAUAAAAUACAAAUAAAUUAUUGAAUCAACAAGUAACGUUUUUCUUUUGACAUAACCUUUCGAAUUCCAUUUUACUUUUUAAAAUCACUUCAUACAAUUUUUUUCCAGAAGUCUCUUCUAAAUCGUCCUUUAAGGCACUCAGCGCAACAUUUAAUGCGGCUUUUGCUUCAACGAGUAAAGACUUAAGAUUUUCGUCUUUUACUUGGGUACCAUCGAUAUUAGCCUUCUGAGAUUUCAUAACCAAUGCUGAAUGUAACUCAUGUUGUAAUACAGCGUUAUACAAACUAAGCCUUGCAUUACCGGGGUCUAGUUUCUUUGUAAUGUUAAUCAAAUCUCGACACAUUUUUAUUUUCUUAUCCAAAAUUUCUUGAGUAGUAUAACCCGGUUGCCUUCCAUAAAGCUGAACUAAGGAAUGUUUUAUUGAAUACAGAUGAUAGUGAUUCGGGUGCAAAUAUGUUGAAAGCCUGCACAGAAGAUUUUCUAACAUAAUGGGUGAUCCGCCCAUCAUUUGUACAUUAUCUACUUCUUCACCCAUUUGUGAUAUCAGCAUAUUAACUUGAGAAUUGUCUAUUUUAAUUCUGCAUUUAUUGCAUGCCCAUUCAGUCUCAUCAUCUAGAGGAUCUUCUGGUAGAUGUAUACCAUCACAAGCGUAACCAUCUCCCAAACAUUUCAUGGCGCUCAAAAAUGUACCUAGUUCAGUUGGAUCACUGCAUCUUUGACACCUGCAUGCAAAGUAUUUGGUAUCUUUCAAAUGCUGUCUCCUAGCUUGAGUUCCCCACAAAGCAUGACUAUACAUUGUACUUAUGUGAUAGCCUUUCUCAAUUGGAAUUGCAACUUUGACAGUUAUUUUAUAUAGUUCAUCUUUGUUUUUAGCUGUUUGUGUGAAUGUGUGUUUAGUGUUCGGAAUACAACUGUGUUCCAUGAUGCACGUAUUGGUGUAUAACGCUAACAAUUCCGCUCCUUCGGGGAGUCUAAUCUCAAGAGCAUUUGUAGCUAUGAUGCCGCACAUUCUGUGUAUUAGUGCAGCAGAGAUUUCAGGAAGAUAUUUCUUCUUGGUAUCGUUGUCAAGUUUGGCGAUAAAGUGGUUCAUCAAAUAUUCAACGAUGAAUUCAUUAGCUUCG
Messenger RNA from Chilo suppressalis (striped riceborer), 2681 nucleotides. The record is from the annotation of a GenBank genome assembly. NCBI's taxonomy places the organism in Eukaryota, Metazoa, Arthropoda, Insecta, Lepidoptera, Crambidae.